Fonticula alba is the source of this 1162-nucleotide messenger RNA. Its product is annotated as thioredoxin reductase (NADPH). The record is from RefSeq and is a predicted model, not a curated record. Gene Ontology annotation, molecular function: thioredoxin-disulfide reductase (NADPH) activity. Lineage: Eukaryota; Rotosphaerida; Fonticulaceae. The coding region runs from base 32 to 1066 and encodes 344 amino acids. Gene Ontology annotation, cellular component: cytoplasm. The transcript has 5 exons. Gene Ontology annotation, biological process: removal of superoxide radicals.
CCCCCCCCCCUCACGCAUCUGCUCAAACACAAUGCUCUCUGCUCUUUCGAUUGCCAGCCGCUCGGUGCGCCCGUCUCUUGGCCGGGCCUUCUACUCUGCCCAGGCGUCCAAGGUGGCCAUCAUCGGCAGUGGCCCCAGCGCCCAUACGGCGGCCAUCUACACCGCGCGCGCCAACCUGGAGCCGGUCAUGUACGAGGGCUUCAUGGCGGGCGGUGUUUCGGCCGGCGGCCAGCUCACCACCACCACCGAUGUGGAGAACUUCCCCGGCUUCCCCCAGGGGGUCAAUGGCUUUGAGCUGAUGCACAUGAUGCGCCAGCAGUCCGAGCGUUUCGGCACCAAGAUCGUGACUGAGACUGUCAGCCGCGUGGACCUGAGCAAGCGGCCCUUCGCCCUGUUUACCGAGGGGGCCGAUGGCCCGGACGCCGAGCCGGCUCUGCUGGCCGACACGCUGAUCAUCGCCACCGGGGCCACGGCCCGGCGGAUGAACCUCCCCGGCGAGGAGGAGUACUGGCAGAAGGGCAUCUCCGCGUGCGCGGUUUGUGAUGGCGCCCUGCCGAUGUUCCGCAAGAAGGUCCUGGCCGUGGUGGGCGGCGGUGACUCCGCCUGCGAGGAGGCCAACUUCCUGUCCAAGUAUGCGGAGAAGGUGUAUAUGCUGGUUCGCCGUGACAAGAUGCGCGCAUCGGCCGUCAUGCAGGAGCGCGUUCUGCGCAAUCCCAAGGUCGAGGUUGUCUGGAACACCAAGCCCGUGUCGGCCCAUGGUGACGACAAGCGGUUGACCCACGUCAUGGUCGACACCCAGGGCGAGGUUCGCCAGCUGGACGUGGCCGGCCUCUUCUACGCCAUCGGCCACGACCCGAACACCAAGUUCCUCGGUGGUCAGAUUAACCUGGACCAGGAUGGCUACGUGACUCUCGCCGAGCCUGGCGUCAGCACCGCCACCAACGUCGAGGGGGUCUUUGCCUGUGGCGAUGUUGUUGACAAGCGCUACCGCCAGGCGAUUACGGCCGCCGGCACCGGCUGCAUGGCCGCCCUGGACGCCGAGCACCUCAUCUCCUCCUCCACCUGAGUCGAAAAAAAUGAACCCCCACGUACUCGGGCCAUCCGUGGGCACCAAUAGACACUAUUUCUCCGUUGGCAAUUCGGCCUUCGACCGUUUGACACA